UCAAUAAAGUCGUUGUAAGCAAUGCAAAAAUGCAAGAUACCGCCGUGUAAUGUACAGAUGUCUUGCUGCACAGCCAAGGACCAUAUCUUGUUCAUACUUAUCAAUAAGAGGCUGAUUCGGGCCAACCCGACCCAAUUUGCAAUCUAAAUUUGGAGCACACUUCUUCGCCUAUCUUUCUACCAGGUCAUCUGUCUCAAUUCCGGCAAUCUCUGGGAAGAGACAGCUUAUCCGCAUCUGAAAAAUGGCUCUUCUAGUUAGAAACGCCCGCCAGUUAGCCCCGGCGGCGCCUUUUCUACAACGGGCAGCAAUGAUCCACACCACUCUUCCGGUCUUCUCGCCGCAACCGUCGUCCACACCGACGACAUACACACGCCCUCCCCCUCCGUCGACUUCCUCCCCGACGGGCCUUUCCAAGACGGCCGAGUACGUCAUCUCGAAAGUUGACGAUCUGAUGAAUUGGGCGCGCCGCGGAUCCAUCUGGCCCAUGACCUUCGGCCUCGCUUGCUGCGCCGUAGAGAUGAUGCACACCGGAGCUGCGCGCUAUGACCUCGAUAGAUUCGGCAUAAUUUUUCGGCCCAGUCCGCGGCAGUCCGAUUGCAUGAUCGUUGCCGGAACCCUCACCAACAAGAUGGCCCCUGCUCUUCGCAAGGUGUAUGAUCAAAUGCCGGAACCAAGGUGGGUGAUAUCAAUGGGAAGCUGUGCAAAUGGAGGAGGCUACUAUCAUUAUUCAUAUUCAGUUGUGAGAGGGUGUGAUAGGAUUGUCCCCGUUGACAUCUAUGUUCCGGGCUGUCCCCCCACUGCAGAGGCGCUUCUCUAUGGACUUCUCCAGCUGCAGAAGAAAAUCAACCGCCGCAAAGACUUCCUUCUUUGGUGGACAAAAUGAGGAAGAACGAGGGAAAACAAAUCUUUGUCUGCAUGUUUAUGGAAAAAUAAAUUGUACGGAGUAUUACAUGACGUUUCCCUUGUCUGAGGCAAAAGUUUCACAUUAUAAGCUUUGUGGAAGCUUUUUGUUAGACUGUUGAUUGAUGAUGUACUAUUAUUGUUAUCUGCAUAUGUUUCUCAUGGUUGUUAAGAACUUUGAUACCCCGUUAUAUUGAAAGAUAUGUACUUAUGAUGUUACUACUUGAUUGAUUGAUCUCUAUAAUAUUGUUAUUGUGUUACUACUUGAUUGAUUGAUCUCUAUAAUAUUUGACUUGUUUUGUUAUAAUAACAGUCGCGGC
Molecule: messenger RNA, 1220 nt
Organism: Cuscuta epithymum
Lineage: Eukaryota; Viridiplantae; Streptophyta; Magnoliopsida; Solanales; Convolvulaceae
Source: the annotation of a GenBank genome assembly